AUGGGUAAAGGUAAGAAACUAAUGGACUUUGACAAGUUCUUGAAGGAAAACAAAAAGAAAAUUACGCACAGUGAACUAAAAAUUGCCUUGGGUAACGAAGGAUGCGAUUUGGACAGCUUCUUGGGAUCGUUGGUCCUGGCAUACUCGCAGAACGUUGUGCACGUCGUUAACAUGAGAAAGGAAGUCUUUGAAUGCAAGGGAGAGCUGAUGUGGGUGUGCAAGCAUUUGAAGGUAAACAUCGACGAUUUGAUAUUUCUGGAAAGACCAAUGGGAAAUUUCUCACCGCGCGUUCGCAGGGCCGGCACGUACUUCUUGUGCGGAAAUGAAACAAUUGCUCUCGAGGGAAAGAAAAUUGAGCUUUUCAUGACCGACCACAAUAAGCCGGUGGAGGAGCUGAGCCACUGUGACAUUAACAUGAUAAUAGACCACCACAAGCUUGAAAAGAACAUUUCAUCGGUCAAAAGAAUAUACAUUGAUAUCGAUGUGGGCAGUGCAACAACGCUUGUCUCCAAGUACAUGGGUGCCGAGAUCAGCAAAAGAAUCGCAAUGAUGCUGAUAAUACCGAUAAUCGUGGACACAAAGUAUUUGAAGCGACGUACGAGUGUGUUUGAUGUUGAGGAGUACAGAAAACUGAAGAAAAUUGUGGAUGUGAAGAAAAAGAAGCUGAAAGCGAUGAAGAAGCGGCUCAAAAAGGCGAGACGAAACGAUGAC
This is a messenger RNA of Vavraia culicis subsp. floridensis, 711 nucleotides long. RefSeq lists its product as uncharacterized. Gene Ontology annotation, molecular function: exopolyphosphatase activity. The annotation marks the transcript as partial. NCBI's taxonomy places the organism in Eukaryota, Fungi, Microsporidia, Pleistophoridae. The record is from RefSeq and is a predicted model, not a curated record. Gene Ontology annotation, cellular component: cytoplasm. The transcript has a single exon.